CUGGGGUGGGGGGCCUCUUGCCGGGCCCCCCCACGGCAGGUUAGCUGGCGGCCGCGCGUAGAAGCGCCGCGCUGCGCCGAGACGGGGCCCGCGUGGGCCCGGGCCGCGGAGAGCGCGUCACGGCGGGGGCGGGGCCGGCCCGGCGCCGCGACGGGGCCCCCGCGCCUCCGCCUCGGCCCUGCUGGGGUCUUCUCCGCACGUAGGUGGGCGCGGGGGCCCUGUGUUCCUCCGCGAGCCCCCCGCCUCGGUCGGUCGCGAAGCUGGGGGCAGGCGAGGGCGCGCCGAGGGCUCCGCCGAGGGGCUGCAGGCCGCGUCCGGCCUCGCGGCCGCAGUCACCAUUGUCUGAUGCCCUGUGACUGAGAAGCCGGCUGUUUGACUUUGUUAUGAUGCCUUUGGAGAUGGAGCCCAAAAUGAGCAAACUUGCCUUUGGCUGCCAGCGGAGCUCCACGUCGGAUGACGACUCGGGCUGUGCGCUGGAGGAGUACGCCUGGGUCCCCCCAGGCCUCAGACCGGAGCAGGUCCAGCUCUAUUUCGCUUGCUUACCGGAGGACAAGGUUCCUUAUGUUAACAGCCCUGGAGAGAAACACCGCAUUAAACAGCUUUUGUACCAGUUACCACCACAUGAUAAUGAGGUGCGAUACUGCCAGACUUUGAGUGAAGAGGAAAAAAAAGAGUUGCAAGUGUUCAGUGCUCAGAGGAAGAAAGAAGCACUCGGAAGAGGAACGAUUAAACUUCUGUCCAGAGCCGUAAUGCACGCUGUGUGCGAGCAGUGUGGGUUGAAGAUAAACGGAGGUGAAAUUGCAGUGUUUGCCUCUCGAGCCGGCCCCGGAGUAUGCUGGCACCCAUCCUGUUUUGUCUGCUUCACGUGCACCGAGCUGCUGGUCGACCUCAUCUAUUUUUAUCAGGAUGGAAAAAUUCACUGCGGCCGGCACCAUGCCGAGCUGCUCAAGCCCCGGUGUUCAGCAUGUGACGAGAUAAUUUUUGCUGAUGAGUGCACAGAAGCUGAGGGUCGCCAUUGGCACAUGAAGCACUUCUGCUGCCUCGAGUGCGAGACGGUCCUGGGGGGACAGAGGUACAUCAUGAAGGACGGCCGUCCGUUCUGUUGCGGCUGCUUCGAGUCCCUGUAUGCUGAGUACUGUGAGACCUGCGGGGAGCAUAUCGGUGUGGACCAUGCGCAGAUGACCUACGACGGGCAGCACUGGCACGCUACAGAGGCCUGCUUUUCCUGUGCCCAGUGCAAAACCUCUCUGUUGGGAUGCCCCUUCCUUCCCAAACAAGGUCAGAUCUAUUGCUCGAAGACAUGCAGCCUCGGUGAAGAUGUCCAUGCCUCAGAUUCUUCGGACUCUGCAUUCCAGUCGGCUCGAUCGAGAGACUCCAGGAGAAGCGUCCGGAUGGGCAAGAGCAGCCGGUCAGCAGAUCAGUGUCGACAGUCUCUCCUCCUGUCCCCUGCUCUCAACUACAAGUUUCCUGGCCUUUCAGGCAAUGCGGAUGACACCCUUUCUCGGAAGCUGGAUGAUCUGAGUCUUUCCAGGCAAGGAGCAAGUUUUGUCAGUGAAGAGUUUUGGAAAGGCAGAGCAGAGCACGAGACCCCGGAGGACCCUGAAGAAUGGGCUGAGCAUGAAGAUUACAUGACCCAGCUGCUCCUCAAGUUUGGUGAGAAAAGCCUCUUUCAGCAGCAGCCCAGCGAGCUGGACGUUCGAGCCAGUGAGCACUGGAUAUCUGAUAACUUGGUUAAAAAUAAGACCGAGUUAAAGCAAAAUAGCCAGAGCCUCGUGAGUAAAAAGUACCAGUCUGAUAUGUAUUGGGCACAGUCGCAAGAUGGGCUGGGCGACUCUGCGUACGGCAGCCACCCGGGCCCUGCGAGCAGUCGGAGGCUGCAGGAGCUGGAUCUGGACCACGGGGCUUCGGGAUACAGCCACGAUCAGGCACAGUGGUAUGAAGACUCCCUGGAGUGUCUGUCAGACUUGAAACCAGAGCAGAGUGUUCGCGAUUCUAUGGAUUCUUUGGCUUUGUCUAAUAUCACAGGGGCUUCAGUGGAUGGAGAAAGCAAGCCAAGGCCAUCGUUAUAUUCUCUGCAAAACUUUGAGGAACUAGAGGCGGAAGAUUGUGAGAAGAUGAGCAACAUGGGGACCUUGAACUCUUCCAGGCUGCACAGGAGCACAGAGUCCUUGAAGAGUCUUAGUUCAGAGCUGUGCCCAGAAAAACUCCUGCCUGAGGAGAAGCCAGUCCAUCUGCCAGUGCUUCGAAGGUCCAGGUCUCAGUCCAGGCCACAGCAGGUCAAGUUUUCGGAUGAUGUCAUUGACAACGGAAGCUACGAGAACAUCGAGAUCCGGCAGCCACCAAUGAGCGAGAGAACUCGGAGACGGGUAUACCAUUUUGAAGAGAGGGGACCCAGGUCUCACCACCACCGCCGCAGGAGAAGUAGGAAGUCCCGCUCGGACAAUGCCCUGAAUCUUGUUACAGAAAGAAAAUACUCUCCCAAGGACAGGCUGCGGCUUUACACCCCCGAUAACUACGAGAAGUUUAUCCAGAGUAAGAGUGCCCGGGAGAUGCAGGCCUACAUCCAGAACGCUGACCUCUACGGGCCGUACCCCCACGCCACUUCCGACUACGCCCUGCAGAACCCAGGAGGGCGUCGAUUUCUGGGACUCUACGGGGAGGACGACGACUCCUGGUGCUCCUCCUCCACCUCCUCCUCCUCCGACUCAGAAGAAGAAGGAUAUUUUCUUGGACAACCAAUUCCUCAGCCCCGGCCACAGAGAUAUGCCUACUAUACAGACGACCUUUCUAGUCCAACUUCUGCACUCCCCACUCCUCAGUUUGGUCAGAGGACAACUAAAUCCAAGAAGAAAAAGGGACACAAGGGCAAAAACUGUAUUAUUUCUUAACCUAGUAGCUGUGGAGAUUGUAAACUUAGCCAUUAACUAUCUUAAAUCAUAUCUUUUUUCUUCCAUAGGAAAGUUGCUAAAAUAGAUUCAAGUGCUUUGCCCAUGUAAAUGAGACCCUGACUGCUGUUUACAGUGUCAGAUUAACCUUUGGAAGGUGUGAUUUCUCCAUUUACCCUCCUUGGAUGGUGCCAGGUGGACGUGACCUCUUGUGCCUGUCGGGUGCAUCACAGUUUGAUACAGCUGCUUUGGUCUCCAACCCUCAAGAGAUCCUCAAGAAGCUGUUGAGAGGUGAUUGGAUGGGGUGUUGAUUUCAGACAAUGGAGAACUUGAGCCACCUUUGUAAAGCAAUAGUGUUUGUCGUUCAUCUGCGUCAGGUUGGGCCAGGUCCUGACAGUCUGUCGUGUUGUGCGGCAUGCACAUAGUCAUGUGACCCAGCCAACACUGUGCGUCCCAUCGUGCGAGGCCACGUCGUCCCCUUCCAACCCUCAUUAGCCAGGUAAACAUUAUAUCGUAUUAGCUCCAGCUGCAGAUCGAAAAGAACAUUGCUAUUUAUAAUGUAGUAUUUCAUAGACUUAAGUGUAUUCCUAAUUUAAUGGUGCAAAUAUUAAUGUACAUACUGUACAGUUCAGAUUUUAAAACUGAUAUUUUUAUAUCCCUGAAAUGUAAGAUGUUUGUUACACUGCAGUGCUAGGUUUGCUAGGGAACCAGAAACAGCAUUUAUGGAUGAGAUGAUUGCUUGUAUUUUAGUCAGGGUUUAUUAAGUUUAGAUGGUCAAAUUUAUACUGCCUAGUGAUGGAAAGUUGUUUUUUUUUUUUGAUUUUUCAAUAUUAAAAAGGCUCUGUAUGCAUGGUGGGGCUAUGUAAAUACUCUUUAAAAUGGUGGCCCUGUUAAUCUUACAAGUGUUAUUUAUGGGUCAAGCAAUGUAAACUGUAUAAAUGUAAAAACAAACAAAAAAAACCCUACACAUAGCCCUGGAAUAUAUGGUAAAAACAAGUGAAAGCUGUUUGGGUGAAUCUUUUCCCCCUUGGGGACGGCAGGGGUGCCUUUCCCAUUGUCAUCAAGGUAGUGAUUAUCUCAUGCAAAGAGACCAAAAAACUACAAGGGUCUGCUUUCUGUGGCUGAGUACUUUGUAGAUUUAUUCCUUUUCAGCCCUCCUUUCCAGCUAAUUUGUUGGCCUUUGACAGCAGUUUUGAAAACCGGGCCUUCUGGUUAUGUUUUUCUUUUAAAAUCUUUAAAUUAGAGGCUGCUGUGCCACUGGUUAUUUCCAGUCAGUAUGGGGUUCUGCUUCAAGGGAGAAUUAUGUUGGAUUUGAUAAGGGCCGUUCUUGCACAUGUGUCCAAUCCUAACUCAGUGUCCUAGUGGUAUCUCAGAACUUCAGGAAGGUAUUUAAUAAAUGCUUAAUAAAUAA
Molecule: messenger RNA, 4296 nt
Organism: Hippopotamus amphibius kiboko
Lineage: Eukaryota; Metazoa; Chordata; Mammalia; Artiodactyla; Hippopotamidae
Gene: PRICKLE1
Product: prickle planar cell polarity protein 1
Exons: 8
Coding region: 384-2888 (834 amino acids)
Molecular function (GO): zinc ion binding
Source: RefSeq, a predicted model, not a curated record